Molecule: messenger RNA, 894 nt
Organism: Coregonus clupeaformis (lake whitefish)
Lineage: Eukaryota; Metazoa; Chordata; Actinopteri; Salmoniformes; Salmonidae
Product: guanine nucleotide-binding protein-like 1
Exons: 5
Coding region: 289-894 (201 amino acids)
Molecular function (GO): GTPase activity
Source: RefSeq, a predicted model, not a curated record
GCGGUUUACUGUGUGGGCUGUACCAUUCUUUAAAAAAAAUAUAUCCAUAUUAACUUGCCAUGUCUUGUCAGACAAUGAUUUAAAAGCAUGAUAUUGACAUUGUAAAAAAAAAAAAAAAAAGUAAAUCAACUGUAUUACCAUCGAACAUUUUUUUCUGCAGUGAAUGGCGUCGGGUCGGUGAAAAGUGUAGGAGUCGAGAAACUUCACGAUAGUAAAUAACGACGUUACUGUAUUUCUGCCUUAGCUAAGAGAAACCCACACUACGACACUGUAAUUUUUCAUUCAAACAUGCCUCGGAAAAAGCCAUUCAGCACCAAACAGAAGAAGAAACAGAUGCAAGUGAAACGCGAAAGAAAGCGAGGUGAGCCAGGCUCAGGGCCCAGCAGCCGUAAUAACAGUGUGGAGCGGGGGAUGGACAGGGAGAGGCAGUCGGACACCUCAGAUAGCGAAACCACAGAUGUCAGGAGGAUAAACCAGCAGCCUGGCAUCAGGGAGGGCAGAUACGACCCCAAUAGGUUCCGUCUGCACUUUGAGAAGGAGAGCAGAGAGGAGGUGGAGAGGAGGAAGAAGCUUGCCAGAGAGAAGGUUCUGGACCAGAUGUUAGACAAAGACCUGGAGGUUGACAUCAACGACAUAUACCCCACAGAGAAAGGUCUUGAGUUCCCACGUCGACCUCCGUGGAACUAUGGGAUGAAUCGUGAGGAGCUGCUGAAGAAAGAAGAGAAGUCAUACCGGGAAUAUCUGAACGACCUGCACUCCAGAAACCCACCUGGAUCCCUCAGCCACUUUGAGCACAACCUGGAGACGUGGAGACAGUUGUGGAGAGUGUUGGAGAUGUCCGAUGUGAUUCUGCUCAUCGUGGACAUCAGGCACCCGGUGGGUAAUCUCUUUUAA